Exserohilum turcica Et28A is the source of this 1719-nucleotide messenger RNA. RefSeq lists its product as uncharacterized. Gene Ontology annotation, molecular function: FAD binding; oxidoreductase activity. The record is from RefSeq and is a predicted model, not a curated record. The transcript has 2 exons. NCBI's taxonomy places the organism in Eukaryota, Fungi, Ascomycota, Dothideomycetes, Pleosporales, Pleosporaceae. The coding region runs from base 1 to 1719 and encodes 572 amino acids.
AUGUUUCCUUUGGCGACCAAGCUGCUUCUUGUGCUGGCGCCCGGCGUUUAUGCAGCUACGGGGUUAGACCAGCGAGCACACGACCCAACGCCCAGCAGUUGCAAAGCCAUUCCGGGUGAUGCUGCUUGGCCCUCUCGGCAGGUGUGGAGCCAAUUCAACGACACGCUCCAGAGACGUCUGCUGCAAACCGUUCCUCAGGCGGCUGUAUGUCGGCCCGGGGGGUAUGGCUCUGUCGCGCAAAACGAGGCUGCGUGUGCAGCACUCCGACAGGAAUGGGAUUAUCCAAAGGCAUUCCCGUUUUACCGGCUCAAUCAGGCGUGUACGCUGGGCAAUUACGUCAGCUAUGCGAUUCCCGUUGGGGGGCCUGCCGACGUCGUGGCCGCUAUCAACUUCACAAAGACCCACAAUGUGCGGCUGGUGAUUAAAAAUACUGGCCACGAUUAUCUCGGCAGGUCGACUGGAACAGGCGGUCUGUCGCUGUGGACCCACAGGCUCAAAUCAAAGGAGGUGCUCAACUACACCAGCAGUGCGUAUACUGGCCCUGCUAUCAAGGUCGGGGCGGGCGUGACCGGUGGAGAAGCCCUGCUUUAUGCAUCUAAAUAUGGGUACCGCCUAGUAUCCGGUGAUUGCCCGACGGUGGGUUACGCAGGGGGAUACUCAUCCGGGGGCGGGCAUAGUCUGCUGAACAGUGUCCAUGGCCUUGCCGCUGACAACGUCUUGGAGUGGGAAGUCGUGACUGCAGACGGGCGACAUCUAAUUGCAAGUGCCACUGAGAACACAGACCUCUAUUGGGCGCUUUCCGGUGGUGGAGGAGGCAAUCUUGCCGUUGUUCUGAGCAUGACGGCAAAAGUUCAUGUGGACAGCCUUAUUGGCGCCGCAACACUAAGCUUUAAUGCCACGGCCAGCCGCAGCGACGCCUCUUACGUCUCCGCUAUAAACGCUUGGUGGGGAUUUCUCCCUAGCCUCGUUGACGCGGGCGCCUCUCCCUCCUUCAACCUCCUAGCUGGCAAAUUCCUGGUCUACAACACCACGGCGCCGGGUAGAUCCGCCACGCAAAUGGCCGAGCUGUAUGCGCCGUAUCUAGCCAAGCUCGACGCACUGCGGAUCCCCUAUGAAUUCGCCACGUAUGCGGCGCCAUCGUACGUCCAACACUACAAUGCCACCGAUGGGCCUCUUCCCUACGGCCCAUACGAGGCGUCACAGCUCUUCAACAGCCGGCUGAUCCCUCGCACCCUGGCCCGCAGCCCCGGAAACCUCACUUCGGCACUGCUGUCGACCGUGGCAUUUGACCCUGCAGCCAACUGGCAGAUUGGCUGUCUAGGCAUCAACGUCAACGCCACGCACAUUGCCCACCCGGAUAAUGCCGUGGUGCCCUACUGGCGCGACGCAAUGGCCAUUUGCCUCGAGUUCUCCAUCUACAACUGGACCAUCCCUGAAGCCACCAUGGUGGCCCGCCGCCAGGACCUUGCCGCCAUCAUCCACCCGGCAAUCGAGGCGGCGACCCUGGGCUCGGGUGCCUAUCUCAACGAAGCCGACCCGCUCGUCUAUCCCCCCGGGGAUGCGGAGAAGUGGCAAUCAGCCUUUUUCGGAACGCACUAUCAGCAGUUGAGAGCGCUGAAGCGGAAAUGGGAUCCCCAGCGCGUAUUCUAUGCGUAUGCUACGCCGGGGGCCGAGGAUUGGCGCGAGGAUUCAGACGGCCGGCUGUGUCGAGCGUGGUGA